Molecule: messenger RNA, 720 nt
Organism: Lactuca virosa
Lineage: Eukaryota; Viridiplantae; Streptophyta; Magnoliopsida; Asterales; Asteraceae
Source: the annotation of a GenBank genome assembly
AUGGAUACCAAGGCCAAUGUGGAUCAAUUAGGGGUCGUUGAAAAUAUUUCUUGCAACAAAUUGGAUAAGAAUUCUUCUGUUGACAUCAUUCCUCCCUCUUCUCCAUCAUCAAUGCUUGAUAAUAAUGGUGGGUUUGCUCCAAGUCCCAUAACCCCAGAUUCUAAUAAAGAAAGUGCAGACUUGAUGUCUGCUUUUACAUCUCCAUUAACAAUAGUAUCCUCACCUCCCGCCACAUACCACAGUGGUGGUGAUAGUGAUAUGAAUGAAGAAGAUGACAGCCCCUGUACCCCAAAAGAGGGUGUAUUUGACCCAUUUGCCCCUGGUCCCGACAAGCUCAUGAAUGCUCCUCUUUCCAUGAAACAUGUUGAAGAAUCACAGAGUUAUGUUGCAAGGAGGCUUAAUUUUAAUUCUCAAAUGACAAAAAAAGAUUGUGAAAAUGAAAAACGUGAAUCUGUUUCUGAAAGUUCUUUUGAGGAUAAACAGUUGUUGGAAGCUGUUUAUGAUUCCCUAUUGGAAGCCAUUAUUUCUAAGCAGUCAGAGGAUAUUCUUGCUGAGAUGACAGCUGCAGCUUACUCAAGUUGUGAUGGACUGGAAACACCUCCUUCUGCUCCACGUGUCACUGGUAUUGCUGACACGUGUCCUGGUGCUCCUAUGAAGGCUGUGAAGAAAUCAAGAAACAUUGACCUCAGUUUGUGCAGGAGGCUUGAUUUUGACUUUUGA